GGAUGCCUGUGCCAGGCUCCUGUGAUGCCCAGGUGGGUGCCACGGCUCAUGCUCUGGCACUGCUCCCCUGAGCUGCCACGGUGUGGUGCAACCUUGUGCCCGGUGGAGAGGAAAGAGCCGAAUCUUGCCCCACCGGUGUGCUGCUCCUUGGUGACCUGGGGCAUCCGAGGAGUUAAAACUCAGCCCUUGUGAUGAAUAUUUAACAGCGGAGCACAGGCUGGAGCGGAGGAUUUCUCCGGGCUGGCAGCGCUGCCUCCCUCCCCAGCCUUGCCGCCUGCCCGGGUGCACUGCGGAGGAGGCCAGGGCGUCGACGGGGGGGCCGCCCGCUGCUGCCCAGCCUGCCGCCGGCAUGGGGACACAGGGGCUGGGGAUAACUUUCCUGACUUUGCCUCUCGUCGUGCGAGCAGCCACGGGAGGGCAGUGGUGUUACGACUCGCAGGACCCCAAAUGCGGACCCAGCCACUGGAAGGAGCUCAAAGCUACGUGCGGUGGUGACAAGCAGUCCCCCGUGAACAUCGACAGGCGCCGGCUGCAGCGGGACAGCGCCCUGGGGGACAUCCUCUUUGAGCGCUAUGACCAGGCACCCCCCGGCAAGUGGAGGCUGGCAAAUGAUGGGCACACAGUGAUGCUGAGCCUGGCGAGCGAGUUGGCAUCGGAACACAUCACCAUCAGCAGCGGAGGCCUCCCCGGCAGGUACCGUGCGCUGCAGCUCCACUUCCACUGGGGCAGCCCAGCUGGGAAUGGCUCUGAGCACACCCUCGAUGGCCACCAACUCCCUAUGGAGCUGCACAUCGUCCACAUGAAUGUUAAGUACCAGACGUUGGCAGAGGCCAAGGGGCAUCCCAACGGGCUGGCUGUCCUUGGCUUCUUCUUCCAGGUCUCUGAAACCCCUAACACCAACUAUAACACCAUCGUGGGGGGGCUGAGGAACGUCUCCAGCGCUGGGCAAUCCGUGGAUCUGGCCUCCACCUUCCGCCUGGACACGCUGCUGCCGCCGCCCAGCCGCCUCUCCGGGUACUACCGCUACCAGGGGUCCCUAACCACCCCCGACUGCAGCGAGGUUGUCAUCUGGACCGUCUUCGAGGAGCCGGUGGCGAUCGGACGGGAACAGCUGCGGGCGUUCGUCAGCACCCUCCACUUCCCGGCCGACGGCCCCAGGCUGCUGAAGAUGACCAACAACUUCCGCCCACCGCAGCCCCUGGGCGGCAGGAAGGUCUUCGCCUCCCGGGCAGCCACAGCCAGCGGCGCCCCCCCGGGCCGCGGCCGCUGCCACCUCCUCUUCCCCCUGCUCCUCCUGGCCCUGCUCGUCCCCUUCUCACCACACCCAUAGGUUCUGGCGCAGCCUUUCAACAGCCUCCGCACAAGCGCUGCCCUGCGCUGGCACUGGGGAGGCAACACCCCUGGUGCAUGGGGAACGGGGAGCAAAGGUGAAAGAGCACCUCGAGACCUCGGCCGGGGCCCUGCGAGCCUGGCUCGGCGCAGGGGUGAACCUCCGCAAGCCUGCAGCCCGCCUCUGAUGCUCCUGUAGCCAGCGGCGGCAGCCUUCGGGACGGGAUGCUGCAGGGGCUGGAAUAAAGCUGAGGUCUUCGCCGGUG
Molecule: messenger RNA, 1595 nt
Organism: Pogoniulus pusillus (Red-fronted tinkerbird)
Lineage: Eukaryota; Metazoa; Chordata; Aves; Piciformes; Lybiidae
Product: carbonic anhydrase 15-like
Exons: 9
Coding region: 350-1330 (326 amino acids)
Biological process (GO): one-carbon metabolic process
Cellular component (GO): plasma membrane
Molecular function (GO): carbonate dehydratase activity; zinc ion binding
Source: RefSeq, a predicted model, not a curated record